Molecule: messenger RNA, 2009 nt
Organism: Hippopotamus amphibius kiboko
Lineage: Eukaryota; Metazoa; Chordata; Mammalia; Artiodactyla; Hippopotamidae
Gene: TRAF4
Product: TNF receptor associated factor 4
Exons: 7
Coding region: 111-1523 (470 amino acids)
Biological process (GO): activation of NF-kappaB-inducing kinase activity; signal transduction; positive regulation of JNK cascade
Molecular function (GO): zinc ion binding; protein binding
Source: RefSeq, a predicted model, not a curated record
CAGGCCGCGGCCGCCAGUCGGCGCCGCCCGCAGCCGGGAGCGCGGCCCGAGCGAGGCGCGGGCUGUGGGGCCGCGGCGUACCCGGCCCCGCUCGCCCGUGCCCGCCCGCCAUGCCCGGCUUCGACUACAAGUUCUUGGAGAAGCCCAAGCGGCGGCUGCUGUGCCCGCUGUGCGGGAAGCCUAUGCGCGAGCCCGUGCAGGUCUCUACCUGCGGCCACCGCUUCUGCGACACCUGCCUGCAGGAGUUCCUCAGUGAAGGAGUCUUCAAGUGCCCUGAGGAUCAACUUCCUCUGGACUAUGCCAAGAUCUACCCAGACCCAGAGCUGGAGGUACAGGUAUUGGGCCUGCCUAUCCGCUGCAUCCACAGUGAGGAGGGCUGCCGCUGGAGUGGGCCCCUUCGCCACCUACAGGCCCACCUGAAUACCUGCAGCUUCAAUGUGGUCCCCUGCCCCAACCGCUGCCCCGCCAAGCUGAGCCGCCGGGAUCUGCCUGCGCACCUGCAGCACGACUGCCCCAAGCGGCGCCUCAAGUGCGAGUUCUGUGGCUGUGACUUCAGCGGGGAGGCCUUUGAGAGCCACGAGGGUGUGUGCCCACAAGAGAGUGUGUACUGCGAGAACAAGUGCGGCGCUCGCAUGAUGCGGCGGCUGCUGGCCCAGCAUGCCACCUCUGAGUGCCCCAAGCGCACCCAGCCUUGCACCUACUGCACCAAGGAGUUUGUCUUCGACACCAUCCAGAGCCACCAGUACCAAUGCCCGAGGCUGCCGGUGCCGUGCCCCAACCAGUGUGGCGUGGGCACCGUGGCUCGGGAGGACCUGCCGGGCCAUCUCAAGGACAGCUGUAGCACUGCCCUGGUGCUGUGCCCAUUCAAAGACUCCGGCUGCAAGCACAGGUGCCCUAAGCUGGCAAUGGCGCGGCAUGUGGAGGAGAGCGUGAAACCACACCUGGCCAUGAUGUGUGCUCUGGUGAGCCGGCAGCGGCAGGAGCUGCAGGAGCUGCGGAGAGAGCUGGAGGAGCUUUCCGUGGGCAGCGAUGGUGUGCUCAUCUGGAAGAUUGGCAGUUACGGACGCAGGCUACAGGAGGCCAAAGCCAAGCCCAACCUUGAGUGCUUCAGCCCUGCAUUCUACACACAUAAGUAUGGCUACAAGCUGCAGGUGUCUGCGUUCCUCAAUGGCAAUGGCAGUGGUGAGGGCACGCAUCUCUCGCUUUACAUUCGCGUGCUGCCAGGUGCCUUUGACAAUCUCCUUGAGUGGCCCUUUGCCCGCCGCGUCACCUUCUCCCUGCUGGAUCAGAGCGACCCUGGGCUGGCUAAGCCACAGCAUGUCACUGAGACCUUUCACCCUGAUCCAAACUGGAAGAAUUUCCAAAAACCAGGCACUUGGCGGGGCUCCCUGGAUGAGAGUUCUUUGGGCUUUGGUUACCCCAAGUUCAUCUCCCACCAGGAUAUCCGCAAGCGAAACUAUGUGCGGGAUGAUGCAGUCUUCAUCCGUGCCUCUGUUGAAUUGCCCCGAAAGAUCCUCAGCUGAGAGCAGACCCAGCUGCAGGAGAAAGAGGGGGUGGGAAAUGACCUCCAUCAGGCAGGCUGAGCCUGGAGAGGGGGCCGGACCCCCUGACAGCUGCUGCUGCUGCCUGGGUUCUGUUCCCCUCCCUCCUUCCCCACCACCCUCAGGUGCCUCCUAUUGGUGCUUCAGCCCUGGCCUCUGGGAAGAGCAGGUCUUAGGGUCAUCAAGGGCUUGGAAACAAGUGAUCCCAGAGCCUGUCUCCUGGACAGGGCAGACAUGCCUUGGUGCUGGCCACACUCUUCCUGGGACUGAGGUGCCUGCUGGUGCUAUGUCCCAAGAGCCAUAGGGGGGGAGGGGGAGUUGGGAAACGGGGGUAGUUAAAGAAUCUGUCUUCAGCUCCGAUUUCUCCUUUCCCCAGCUGUGUCCCCUCUGGUUAUUUAUUUACUUAGUGCCAGGAGGGCACAGCAGGGGAGCCCUGAUUUUUAAUAAAUCUUGAAUUGUAUUUAUUAA